AUGAACUGUUCUAUAUGCUCACGUGCUCCUCACUCCCACCUUCCCUUCCACUGCCUGACAUGUGCUCGCAACCAGCUGUAUCGACUGCGCAUCGACGGCACCCGGGUGCUAUUGGAGAAAGAAGCUUUGGGGAAGGAAAUUGAAACUGCUCUUGCAUGUGGUGGUACCCGAGAUCAGGCCUCAACACAGCAAAAUUCACUUAAUGUGGACAAGGGUUCACCCCGCUGGGCUCUCCAGACGAUAAGCAGCCAACAUGCCGAAUGUUUGACGAGGAGGGAAUCACUAUCGUAUAGGCUUGAAGCUUUGAAAUCGGAGGUUGAAGCUAAAAAAUCCGAGAUCACCCAACGGAAAGAAGUCCUAGCACGCAGACGCUCCGAUGCGGAAUCUGCCAAGUAUCAACUGGAAGAGCGGGAUGCUGGAACUCUGGCGAGUGUCCAGAAUACCAGCAAACGGGUGGAGCACGUGUGGCAUAAUCUACACAAUAAGACGGCCGAGUCAAGGAUUUAUCUCUGUCGGGAAGUCGCCAAUCUCUAUGGCUUGCGGAAGGCUACCAAGAAAGGCCAAGAUCGGGAGAUCUAUGUGCUUGGUGGUGGCUUCGUCGUAGAUUUAAGAGAGAUGAAUGGCAUCCCUCAAGAGCAAAUAUCUACGUCUCUCUCGAACAUUGCUCACCUUCUUAUCAUCAUUUCACACUAUCUCUCCUUGAGACUACCUGCCGAAAUCACCUUGCCACAUAAGAAUUACCCAGUUCCCACAAUCUACACUCCUUCGGUGUCAUAUCGCUUCCGUGACGCCCAUGACAGGUUUGAUUACCAGUCCUCAUCUAGCCCAGCGGCAUCAAGGACGGUGGAUCCACGCAGUCACACACCGCGUCCGCGUCCCCUAUUCAUCGGGAAGUCUUUACCUAAGUUGGCCAAGGAAGACCCGACAACAUACGCCCUCUUCCUUGAAGGCGCGACCCUCCUGGCAUGGAAUGUUGCAUGGCUAUGUCGCACUCAAGGAAUCAAUAUAUCUUCUGACUCCUGGGAAGAAGUUUGCGAUAUCGGCAAGAACCUGUGGCAAUUAUUGGUUGCGCCGCCCGCCCAUCCUUCAACGUUGAUGCGAGCCUUUGCUGGCCGAGACACGCAAACACAGAUGAAAGCUGGCAAAGACUCGCCCAGGACGACCAUCCAGCGGACAACAUCAUUUGCCAUGCUAGGUCAUUAUUCUCACGGCACAGCACAUUCUUUCUUAGGUGCAUAUGAGGGAGUGGACUUCAUGCGGAUGUGGAAACUUCCAACGCCAACUAAGAUAGCAGACAAAUUGAAGUCCAAUCUUCUCGGGGAAAUGGCAAGUGCGGAAUGGGAACUGCUCGAAGAGAAAGAAUGGGGUGAUGCGGUUGCGGAAUCCAAUCGAUCGCCUGUAACGCACAGCCCCAAGUCCGCUGCCUCAAAUAUCCAAUCUGGAUCGAAGGCAGAUACAGCAUACAACAAAUCUACAAGUUCAAGAUCAAGGUCCAGGUUUAAAUUGGAUCCAGAUAAUGAGGGUUCAAGUUCUCCACGACCACAAGGCACUAAAGGUACCAAAGGUUGGACUAAGGUGGGCAGCAGAUAG
Molecule: messenger RNA, 1590 nt
Organism: Penicillium soppii
Lineage: Eukaryota; Fungi; Ascomycota; Eurotiomycetes; Eurotiales; Aspergillaceae
Product: Atg14 domain-containing protein
Exons: 2
Coding region: 1-1590 (529 amino acids)
Biological process (GO): SNARE complex assembly
Cellular component (GO): endosome; lytic vacuole
Molecular function (GO): SNARE binding
Source: RefSeq, a predicted model, not a curated record